ACCUCAUCCAAAUUAAACAAACAGAAAAUCAAGACCCAUAACCACACAUUCCUUUUCAUUCCCGGAAUUCUCUCUUUGGAGAGAUUACAGAAUCAUGGCAAGUUUUGGAACGACCCAGAGAAUUCCAAACUCAUCAGAACCACCUUCUUCUUCAUCUACCGAGGAGCCCUAUGAACCAAAAGCAUCCCAUGAAAAGCAGUUCAGAGAAUUCAACUUUUACUGUCCUCUCAACAUUCCAUUAACCCCAGAAGCUGCAGCUCUUCGGAUCAUCAGAAACUUGGGCAAUUUAGGGUUAUAUUACACACUUUUUGUGUGGAUCAUACUCUUCAUAACCCUGAUCCCUCAAAGAAAAGUUUCCUUGAUUCUUCUGGUUAUCAUGAGCUAUGUUACAACGUUGUACUUGCUACUAUUAAAGGCAUACCCUAAUUCUUACCUCCUUCACAGAGUUUUAGACAAAAGGUUUGUUUUGGCUUUACUUGCAAUUGCGACUAUGGUUCAACUUAUUGUAACAAGCGCAGGGAUUCAUCUGGGUGUGACUUUAGCAUGUUCUGUGCCUAUUGUUUUGCUUCAUGCUGUUUUGUGGAUUAGUCAUCAAGAGAUUAUUUCUGAGAACUGUUUUGAGGCUUCUGGUGUUGCAGAACUUGCUCUUCUUUCUGAUAGAAUAAAAAAUGGAGGAGAGGGCCCAGAUAUGGCGUGAUUUUUUCUAUAUACAUGGAUACUUUUCUAAUGUUUAUGUUGGUUUUGAAUUUUGAGUAAUAAAUUGAAUACUCAGAUUCUCCUCUGAGCAGCUUGUACUUGUAUUGAAGUGAUGGAGUUAAUUUGUUAUUGUUAAGAAUAUUGGACGCAUGAUUUCACUGCUGUGAUUAACAAUUGAA
Molecule: messenger RNA, 875 nt
Organism: Prosopis cineraria
Lineage: Eukaryota; Viridiplantae; Streptophyta; Magnoliopsida; Fabales; Fabaceae
Exons: 1
Coding region: 95-697 (200 amino acids)
Source: RefSeq, a predicted model, not a curated record